Molecule: messenger RNA, 2271 nt
Organism: Chara braunii
Lineage: Eukaryota; Viridiplantae; Streptophyta; Charophyceae; Charales; Characeae
Source: the annotation of a GenBank genome assembly
GCAAGGUGUGCCUCCUCUAUUUUUCGCCUGCGUUGUGCUUUGACUGCUAUUUGACGCUCGAAGAGGUUUUAUUUGUUUUCCGUUGUCAUCCGUAGACAAUAUGUCUUCGUCCAGGGGCGAAGGGGAGCCUGCAGCAACCUCCGAGAUGGGAUCUGGGAAAGAUUCUACAAAACGGUCGUCUACGACCUCGAGGACGUGGUCCGACCACGCUAGGUCGAAAUGGUUUGUCGACUGGUGCUGUGCUGAUGCUAGGAACCCAGUCCAACAGCCGUGUGGUCCUGUGAUCUUCGUCGAAGCCAACAAGCACCGCAGGGUUCUGGGGGCUGUCUUGCGGUGGGAGAAUGCGAAAGGCAGUCGUCGACAGUUUUACAUGAAAAAUGUGUACGGUUCGAAGGGGAACGUCGUCGUCGGUGCCAAGGGGGCAGUUCUCGACAUGUGUCUGUUCGAGGGGUUCGGAGCGGGUGCUGCGAACACCCCGUUCUACAACGACCUCUGGCGGCAGGGCGGGUUUGUUUUGGGUCGAGAGUUCUUCGACCUGUUGGAGGACAAGGGCAUCGCCCUCGACCUCCCUUGCGAAGUCGGUCCCGACCUGGAACUGUCAAUGCCUUUGCAGCCGUGCGGCGAUUUUGAGUCGAGCGGGGGAGGGGGGGGAUCUAGGUUCCGGGGAGGCUACACAUGUGCAGCGGGAGGAUGCCAGAGAUUGCUGAGCCACGAUGGGGCGAAGUGGACCGUCAAAAAGAAGAAGGUCAAAAGCGUAAAGCUUGGGGUCGCCUACAUCCACAACGACAAAUUGGGCAGAACGGAGGUGGUGUACAACGUCCCCGUGGACCUGCCAAAUAAAAAGGGCAAAAAGAAAAAAGAUGAGGGCGAUUGGUUCGUGCAAGUGCCAGACCCGGACGCGCAUUGUUGGAAAGCAAUGGAAUCACUCACGGACAAUGAGAAGUGUCGCGUUCUGAAAAAGGUGCUUACUUGCGAGGUCGUUUGGGUCCAGGCCGUCUCCCCGUCGUUGGCGAAGUUGGGAAAGCUCAGCGUGCAGGACAUGGUUCAGCUGGUGAAGUGCGACCGCGUGCUGGUCCGGUUGUGGAAUUACUACCAAUUCAAGCACGAGAAGAGGUCGGACGCAGACUGGAUCCAAAGGUACCCUUUCCUGAAAUCGAGAUCUGCCGUGUUCAAGAAGUUUGAAGGUCAGGGAUUGGAUGACGAGUUGUGGGAUAACAGUAGGAAACACGUUUCCGACUCGGCGCUGUUCAAGGACUGCCCGCCGUACAUGGGUUGCGACCAGGACAACUCGAUUGAGGUGACGGAGAAGUUGGCGGGCCACAAGAAGUUGUCCGUCGACUGGAAAAACAAGGUUCUCUCCGUGUUGAAUGGAAGCAGACUGAAGAGCCAGAAAGUGGUGAAAAGCGAGGUCAAUUCGAGUGGGCACAAUUGUGAGUUCAUGGUCGUGAGGCCAACACGGGAUAAGGUGUGGAGCAAGAAGACGGAUAUGUGGUUCAAGUUGAGUGAGAGGGAGAGGAACAAGAUAUACGAUUUCUUGUUCCUUCAAACGCGUCUGAGGAGGGACACUGACGCUGAGUACAUCCGCCGGAAGGACCACAUGUUGGCACUGCUCGACAACUACCACUUCGCCUCCUGCAUGAACGCGAAGACGUUUAUCGAAAGGCUGCAGUCGCUGUACUUUGUGGAGUCUGAGGAGCAGUUGAAGUUAGCCAGUUACGCUUCCCUGAUCUCCACUGCCGACGAGGAAGCCAUAGGUGUGGAGUUUGUCGCCAACGCGAAGGAGGAGGAGAGCGACACGGAGAGCAUCGACAUGCAGUACGACCCGCCUCCGGCAGACCACGGCCAAGGGUCCUCGUCGGCCGGUCCAUCACCAAGCGCUGCAGCCCUUGUGUCACCAUUGGCCAAACCGGCGCCGGGCACCACGCCGAUAAAGUUGCUGGAGAGACUUAGAGCUCUGGCCGCCCCCCCGCCCGCUUUGCGUCCCGGGUCCGUUGUCCCGCCCGAUCAUCCGUCUUCGAAGGAUGACAACAUCCACUUCCUGCUUGAACCGCAACGUCAUUCACCUGAGCAGGACUGGGGCCAUGACAUGGUUUGGCAUCCGGGAGUCAUCCAACCAGCGAUACGAAAUGGCGAGUGGGUCAUGGCCGUGGCAAUCCCGGGCGCGGGAUGGAUGUCAUUCCCACGCGAGUCGAAGUCCAACUUCUUGCACCUCGCAAGAUUUCGGUCCUCCAGAAAGUGAAGGUCGAAAAUGACACUUUAGCACCCGGCGAC